AUGGAUGUGGCACUACUGGAGGACUGGUGCAAGGGGAUGGACCUGGACCCCAGGAAAGCUCUACUCAUUGUGGGCAUUCCUAUGGAGUGCAAUGUGGCUGAGAUAAAUGACAUCGUGAAGGCAAGCUUACAUUCCUUGGGCACGUGCAGAGUGAUAGGCAGAAUGUUCAGAAGGGAAGACAGUACUAAAGCAGCCUUAAUUGAAUUGAGUGAGAUUGUUGACUAUGCUAUGGUGCCCAGUCAGAUCAUGGGAAAUGGGAUCCCCUGGGAGGUGGUAGUAAGGCCCCGUACCCCAGAUGAUGAGUUUCUCAAUAGAUUGAAGUCCUUUCUGAAAGAUGAGGGCCGGAGAAUGGCAGAUGUGGCCAAAAUCCUGGGGCAUAGCACCGGCUCUAUGAAGUCAAAGGGCCAAUGCAAACCAGAAGGUGGGAAUACUCUAAGUGAAAGCACAUGGUACCGAAAACUGAAAUUGUUUUCUGGCAGUGCUUUCCCAGGUCAGGGUGAAGAGCCCUUUGACUCCUGGUUAGAGCAGGCCACUGAGAUAAUGCAGACAUGGCAGGUGUCAGAUGGGGAGAAGAGGCGGCGCCUUCUAGAGAGCUUACGUGGCUCUGCCCUGUCAAUCAUGAGGGUGCUGCGGGCCAGCAAUGACUCCAUUACUGUGGAACAGUGCCUGGAUGCCCUAAAGCAGAUCUUUGGGACUAAAGAGGAUUGUAGAAUCUCACAGUUCAGGCUUCUUCAGUGUUCUCGGAGGCCAGCUGAGAAGCUCUCUGCUUACUUGCUACGCUUAGAGCCUCUAUUGCAGAAAGUUGUGGCACAAAGCCCAUUGCCCAAGCGAAGUUCAGACACAAUUCGUCUCAAGCAUGUCUUAGCUCAGGUCUCCAUAACCCCUGCCCUCAAGGGCAAGCUAACACUUUUAGAUCAACGAGAGUGCCCACCCACUUUUCUGGAAUUAAUGAAGCUCACUCGAGAUGAAGAGGAGUGGGAGAUGGCUGCAAUGGUGAUGGAAAAGCAACAGAAGCAGGUAGAAAAGGCACAUCAGGAUUCUGAGAACCAGGACAAUCAGGACACCACCCAGACAGAGUCUUAUCAAGAGAUCAGCACACAGACUGUAAAACCGGAAAUGACCAUGUCAGUGAAGCGCAGGCGACUGCUGUCGGGAAACAGCACUGCAGAGGAAGGGUACAUGGAAGAAGGAAGUCCCAGGAAUAAAAUCAGACUUGUUGAGCAGAAGCUCCAGGUUUCAUUAGAGGAGUUGGGAAACGAGAGAGGGGUUGGGACUGUGAGCCGCCUCAAACCCCAGGAAAUAUAG
Messenger RNA from Jaculus jaculus (lesser Egyptian jerboa), 1305 nucleotides. RefSeq names its product PNMA family member 5 (gene Pnma5). The transcript is spliced from 2 exons. Bases 1 to 1305 code for a protein of 434 amino acids. The record is from RefSeq and is a predicted model, not a curated record. Lineage: Eukaryota; Metazoa; Chordata; Mammalia; Rodentia; Dipodidae.